Bicyclus anynana (squinting bush brown) is the source of this 3531-nucleotide messenger RNA. RefSeq lists its product as uncharacterized. Bases 143 to 976 code for a protein of 277 amino acids. The transcript has 7 exons. The record is from RefSeq and is a predicted model, not a curated record. Lineage: Eukaryota; Metazoa; Arthropoda; Insecta; Lepidoptera; Nymphalidae.
UUGGUACCGUACUACCAAACAUCAGAUGAUGUUUUGUGUUCAAUUUAAUAUUUAGUCAAUAAUUAAUGACAUAACAUUACAAUUUAAUGACACAUAUUUAAGAAUUUAAGUGUUAAAACUAAGUGGAAUUUUAAGUGGGAAAAUGACUGCCAGUGGAACAGGACCUGUUUUCUUCUUAGGAUCACGAGCGCAUUACCAAGUGUUGGAGCAGCCGACGUCCGGCGACGUGGAGAACGGCAACGCGUCCACCGAGACCAUCUACACCGCGUCCGUGGAGCAGCUAUGGCCGAGCGUCCACGCGGACGCGCAUGUGGACGACAACUGCAACGGGGAGCUCGCGUGGAAUUACAACGACCAGAAUGAUACUGCAGUGAUAUACGAGCGCACGAAGCCGGUGGGCUGUGUGAAGCGGCGCAGCAAACGGAGCUCGUCGGAAGCAUUGCUGUGCGAAGACGAGAAGCCCGCUCUAUUGAACAGAGACUUUGACAAAGGUGAUGAAAAAUCGAAACCGUCCCAACGUCCGUCCAUCCUAACAUUCCUGUCGUCGCUCGCUCGCCGCAAGCGACGCCUGGAGACUACGCAGGUGUACCUGCAACACCUGGACUCCGUGCUCAACACCUGCAGCUACAGAGAGUCCUGCAGGUGUCUAGACUGUCAGAGUCGUUACUUCGAAUGUGCAGAGGAGAGUGACGAGUACAGCUCUGAUGAAGACUUCACUCCUUACAGCCAAGAUGUCGACAGCUACGGACUGCCACAGUUGGAAGAUGAUGAUGAUGAGGUAUUCAUAGAUCCAAAAUCGGACAACACGUCGACCGAUUUACUUCUAGAAGAUUCCUCGCGCGAAGAAGAGCGCACUGCUUCUGAGGCUCAGGACGAAAUAGAAACGGACAAGCAGUUGCAGAUGGAAGUAGCUGCCAGUACUUCUGCCAUGUUCAACUUACUUCUGUACCAUCCCUUCUCGUGUUCCAUUCAGUAAACAUUACCUACUCCAUAUACUUCUAUAUAAUCCAAAUCAGGGUUGCCACCUUUAGGGAAAAUAUCGGGACGAUUGGGCAUACGUCAGAGACGUUCGGAGUUUGGUCCAAUCAAAAUAAGACCCAUGCGAGACAGUCUAAGGAAAAUGAAAUUUUAUUGUGUUUUUAUUUUGUAUAAUUAAUUAUUAAUUUUUAUUUUAAAUAAUUCAACAUCAUUUUUGUAUUUAUUUACGAAGUCUGAACAAGACAUAAUUAUUGCGUAUAUUCAAAAAAAUUUGCUAUUAUGCUUUUAUCAAAUCUACCGAGCGAAGACGAAUGCGAUACAUGCGUUGCGCGGUAUUGUGAAUGAAUUAAUUGAGCCUAUCGCAUAUUGAAAAAUAUCGGGACAAAAUCGAUAGACCGUCGGGACGCGGGACCACGUCUUCAAAUGGGGACUGUCCCAGCAAAAGACGGGUGGCAACUCUGAUCCAAAUACUUCUAUAGAAUCCGAAUACUUCUAUACUACUAGACCGGCUUUAACUAAUAAAACUUCUAUAUUAAAUAGACGUCCGCGUCGUGACGUGGUAAUGGGUCCAAGCCCUUACAAUGUCAUGGUUUUUCGACGUCAAUUUGUUAUCUCCAAGUUUGCCUACUUCAUACAGUACCUAAAAUAUAGCAUUUAAUUACAAAUAAUAUUUAAGAUGGCAAUUUUUAGGAUGUAAGGUGCAGCGUUAAUAAUCGAAAUGCAAUGUUUGCUAAUUCCACCUAUUGGUGCAGGUUCGUUAGAAAAAAAUAAUAAUAAACAGAACAGGGCCGGCUUAAGCCAUGCACGAUCUCUUGGGCAUGCAAUAUGGGCCCUUUUAGAAAAAAUAAGUAAAAAAAAAAUUACAUACAACUCAGUUUACAAUGUUCCUUGUUACGGAAUAUAUUAAUAGGGGCCCACAUCAAGGCAAGAGCCCAAUGUGCCCUUACAUUUAAGAUGUGUUAAUGGGUGUUAAUAGGGGGACCCAUUGGCAUUUUUAAGCAAUAAUUUAUCCCCUACAUUAAGUUAAUAUAUGCCUUAUAUUCGUUAUCAAUAGCCUAUCUAUCUUCUUUGUACCUGUUGCAAUGUGCGUUUUUAAUUAAUUACUUAUGGGUUAGGGUCCGAUUAAUUUAACCUGGCUGAUGAUGGCUGAAUGUCACUAGUAAUUUAGUUAUUGAGGACGUUUUGUCGGUUGAGUCCAUGUGUUCCUCUCAAAUAGGGUGACAUAAACGAUACGUACUAGUAUAAAAUCUUUGGGUGACAAUGUUUAUUUACCUAAAUGAAUGAAAUCAACUAGUAUUCGUGGUAAAAUUCGUCAAUUGAUGACAAUCAAGUCUUUAUAAUUAUGAUAUUGAGAAUUUGAAUAACACCUUGCUAUUGCUUUCACUGGCCAACGAAUAUCUUUAAACAGAGAUAGAUAGAUUAUUGAGAACUUUGAUUAGUGAUAUUGAUAACAUGUUUGCUUGCGUGUUAACUUUGAAACACCAAGUAACUUUUAAAAUAAAUAUAUAAGUAGUAGGUAGAUUAAAACCGAAGUAGUAGGUUGAAAACCGUCUAAAACUCACGUGAUUUUGUCGGAAUAUAUUUGUAUUACAUCACGUUGCAACAAGUUCAUGAUUAAGGAAUCCGGGUCGAUGCGUUACGUGAGUUUAGUCGUUUUUCUAUUUUUGAAUAUUAAGGUAUAUAUAUAUUUCACGCACAAUACGAAUUCACGCUUAUUAUGAAUAUUAUCAUCAGGCUUUGAAAAUAUAUUAUGCUAAUUAUUUAGGUAUAUAAAAUAAAUAAACUCUUAAAUACUUAUUUACAUAUGAGAUACAAUUUUCAUUAUAUCUAAAGAAUAUACAGUAAGAGCCAUGGCCAGACUUUCAUAUUUUAUGUAAGUUGUGCGACACAAUGCUGACAUUUAGUUUUAGUGGCAAACACACAAAACAGAUAUAUAAUAUAGGUACCUACCUAAUACACUUUGUAAGAUUCCGAACUAGUGGCGUAGUGGUGUAGGUUCGCCUUUCAGGAACGUUUUUUAUUUUUAAAAUCACGGCGUUUGUCCCCGUUCGUAUGCCGGGGGUUAUUGCCCCCCUGGCUACGCCACUGUUCGGAACAGUAAGAUAUUAAUUUAUAUUGAUAUUAAUUAAAGUAUAUGGCGACAGAAGACAUGACAGCUCAUAUUAUUCCUAUGAUAAUAAUAUUAUAAAAAAAAUUUACCGGUUACCUUCCAGUCACCAUGAUAAAUACUCCUACCGUAAUAAGUAGAGAACACAAGCUGACUUUUAGCUUAUAAAAAAUAACGAAGGUCUAACCAUCACUGGCUUAAAUUACUCGUAAUUAAAUGUUAUUACCUCAUUCAUCAGAAAAUAUAUGGUUAUUUACUAAUUAAAGAAAUGGGACUACGUUUUAGAUUAUUUUCCAAUGUUGUCAUUUUAAAAUAAAAGUUAUUUAUGUUACCUAUUAUAGAUAACGAGUUGUAUUUGAGUAAAUAUAAGCAUUUUGAGCUUGCAAUAUGAACUGUUAAAACUAAUUGAUAAGUGACCUAAAAUAAAUACGGGUCCAAAAUUACAA